Molecule: messenger RNA, 870 nt
Organism: Botrytis fragariae
Lineage: Eukaryota; Fungi; Ascomycota; Leotiomycetes; Helotiales; Sclerotiniaceae
Exons: 3
Coding region: 1-870 (289 amino acids)
Source: RefSeq, a predicted model, not a curated record
AUGACCCGUCAAGCCAACCAUCAAAAAGCCAUUCCAGCCAUCCACCGCAAAUCGCUCGAUGGAAGCAAAGCACAUGGCGCAAAAUCAAAACCCAAGGUAUCCAAAAUAUCCAAGACUACAUCGUCGCCCAAGCAAUCCCGAGAGCAAGCCAAGAAGUCCGUCGUUGUAAAACCCAUUCCAAUAAAUGAAGUUCGGAAACUUCAACAGAGUGGUAAAGAUGCACGGCCAUCUCAACUUCCAAAACAUGCUCGUGGAGUUGAAGUUGAAUCGUCUCUUCAACCUGAGGAUCUUUCUUCUGCUUUUGAAGAAUCCCUCGAAGAAGCCCGAACCCACAUCUUACGUGUCGGAAAAGCCGCAUUCGAAGAAGCCCACAGCGUUCUCCUCCAAAAACUCACCCAGGAAAAAACCACCGAUCAAUUCUUCCUCCAAGCCAUCUCCCACAACGCACAAGCGCUCAGCGCGCCGUUAGCCACGCAGAAAAUCCAAAUGACCGUGCAGCAAAAAGGACGUCGCAUAUCCGAGAUCGUCGAGGUUGGCAAGCGCGUUGCGCAAUUCCGACAGACGAUCGAGGAGGAGGAAAAUAAGCUCGAGGGGUAUUGGAAGGAAUGGGAGGGCUUACAGACUGAGUUCAAGAUAUGUGCGACGCGAGUGUUUGGGGGUAAGAUGUUUAAUGAGGAGGAUGCGGAGGAGGGAUAUCAUGUCGGUAUGCUGUUGUUGGAUGCAGAAUACGCGGCCCAGAUGGAUGUUUUGUUGGAAGAACUGGAUGAAGUAGGAAAUGAUGCGAUCAAGAAGAUGAAAGCUUCGGAGAAGGAAAUCGAUGUGAAAACAGACAAAGUACGACAAAGAAUUGUAGGAGCAAUGAUGUGGUGA